UUCUCUAUAAAGCAUUUAAUUUAUAAAGCAUUUAAUAUACGCGGGUAUUGCAUUAGGUCACUAUGGCCAUCAAACGGCUGCUUUUAAACGUAAUUUUGAACCCUAGUGUUCAGAAAAUAAAGCCCAUAAGGCCAUUAAGUAGCAUUUAUCAUAGGAAACUAAGCACCAAAGAGGCCCCAUUUGAAGAGAUAAAAAUCCCACUAAAUUGUGGUCAAUUAGCUGCUAAACUAUGGAAAGGUAAAGACAACAACAGCCGGCCUAUACUCGCGUUGCACGGCUGGCAGGACAACGCGGGCACGUGGGACCCGCUGAUUCCCAUGUUGAACUCGGAACGGCCGAUCUUGGCGAUAGACUUCCCUGGACACGGAUUAUCUUAUCACAUUCCUCCCGGCGUUCACUACUACCCUUGGGAACUACCAAGGCUGAUAUACGUAUUGAAGAAUCAUUUCAAAUGGGACAAGGUUUCACUGCUGGCGCACUCUAUGGGCUCUAUUGCUAGUAUGAGAUUUGCUAGUAUAUUUCCCAACGAUGUCGACUUUUAUGUUGCGAUCGACAGCUUGAUCGCGGACGACUAUGACUUAAACGCAGUCAUAGAGAGAUAUCCCAUCUACAUAAAGAAAGUUGAAGCAGACCAACAACGAUUGGGGACGGAGCCACCUAGCUAUACACCAGAAGAAAUAAAAAAUAUUUGGCAUAUGGGUACGAAAAAAUCUGUCGCCUUGGAAAGUGUACAGUACUUAAUGACUAGAGGUCUAAAACCUUCAAGUGCAGACCCAAAUAAAUAUUAUUUCUCUAGAGAUGCUAGAUUGAAACACAUUUUGUUUACUCCAGAGGAUAAGAAGUUUGUAGAAGGUGUUGCUAAAAGAUUAAUAUGCCCUACUUUAUAUGUUAAGGCAAUUGACUCACCUUAUGCAACUGACGCAUUUUCUGUUGAGAUGAGGGAGUCACUCGAGAAAAACAACAAGAACUUUGAAUGUCACUUUGUGCCUGGUACACAUCAUGUUCAUCUGAAUAAUCCUGAAAUUAUAGCUCCACUCAUUCAACAAUUUUUACAAAAACAUAAUCUCAAAUAGUGAAUUAUGGUAUUCUAAUACAUACAACAAAUACAUUGCACUAUCAAUAUUUUUUAGUGUUCACACUGACCUCAAUGUUUUCCAUAAAACUACUUGUAAAUGUGCUUGUUACCUUAAUUGAAAGCUUUAAUUUUAUGAAUGUGGUGAUAUGAUAAAUAAAUAAAAUAUUGUUAUGAUGUCAA
Molecule: messenger RNA, 1255 nt
Organism: Cydia amplana
Lineage: Eukaryota; Metazoa; Arthropoda; Insecta; Lepidoptera; Tortricidae
Product: probable serine hydrolase
Exons: 3
Coding region: 63-1073 (336 amino acids)
Source: RefSeq, a predicted model, not a curated record